This is a messenger RNA of Haliotis rubra (blacklip abalone), 789 nucleotides long. Its product is annotated as ankyrin repeat and death domain-containing protein 1B-like. Bases 1 to 789 code for a protein of 262 amino acids. NCBI's taxonomy places the organism in Eukaryota, Metazoa, Mollusca, Gastropoda, Lepetellida, Haliotidae. Gene Ontology annotation, molecular function: protein binding. The record is from RefSeq and is a predicted model, not a curated record. The transcript is spliced from 2 exons.
AUGAUACCUGUGUUGUUUGCAGCCCGCGAAGGAUAUACAGAUGUCCUUGACUUCUGUGCAUGUGUAGGAGGUAACGUGUCGGUUGUUGAUUCUGAUCGUAACAACAUCCUUCAUUUGACAAGCCUUGGAGGUCACGUUCCGAUGGUGAAGUACAUCGUCUCACAGAAUAUCACUGACAUCAACAGCAGGGAUAGAUUCCGGAGGACACCAGUGAUGUUGGCCGCUGCCGAGGGACACACUGACGUGUUUGUCUUUCUUGUAAGUAAAGGAGGCAAAGCUUCACUUGUAGAUACAUAUAAGAACAACGUUCUACAUCUUGCCAGUCUUCGAGGGCAUUUGGACAUGGUGACGCACAUCCUCUCACAGAAUAUUGUGGACAUCAACGGUAGAGAAAGAUACGGGCGGACACCUUUGAUGUCAGCAGCAACCGGUGGAAAUGUAGACGUGUUCCGCUCCCUCGUGAGUGAGGGGUCUAACGCUUCACUUGUGGAUAGAUUUGGGGACAACAUCCUACAUCUGGCCAGCCUAAGUGGACAUGUGGACUUGGUUGGGUAUAUUCUCUCUCAGAACAUUACUGACAUCAACAGCAGAGGGAGUUUCAAGAGAACACCAUUGAUGAAUACAGCAAGAGGCCAUGUGGAGAUGGUGAAGCACAUCCUUCAGGGAAGUGGUGUGGGUCUGGAGGCUACAAAUGAGUACGGCUGGACACCUCGGAUGUAUGCACAGAAAAGAAACAAGACGGAAUUGAUUCACUACCUUAACGCGAUAAACGGGACUGGGAGUGGUUAG